Aspergillus viridinutans is the source of this 843-nucleotide messenger RNA. RefSeq names its product ESCRT-II subunit protein SNF8. The record is from RefSeq and is a predicted model, not a curated record. Gene Ontology annotation, biological process: protein transport to vacuole involved in ubiquitin-dependent protein catabolic process via the multivesicular body sorting pathway. Lineage: Eukaryota; Fungi; Ascomycota; Eurotiomycetes; Eurotiales; Aspergillaceae. Bases 1 to 843 code for a protein of 280 amino acids. The transcript has a single exon. Gene Ontology annotation, cellular component: ESCRT II complex.
AUGUCGACUCGUCGAGGUGUCGGACUCGGAGCGUUUGCGAAUCGCACGCAAACAAGUCAAUCCUAUGCCAACCAUGGCGCCAACCUUCGCUCUGCGCACCUUGCCUCCCUCCAAACACAACUUUCCGUAUUCCAGUCGUUGCUUCACACAUUUGCACUAGAACAUAGUUCAACGAUCAAGUCGAAUCCGACAUUCCGAGCAGAAUUUGCUCGUAUGUGCAAUGCUAUCGGGGUUGAUCCUCUUGCAGCCAGUAAUGUCAAAGGGAAAAAUGGCCGGAGAGGGGAAAGUGGUAGCUUCUGGACGCAGAUUAUGGGCGGUGACAUGAAUGACUUCUACUUUGAGGUUGCGGUCCGAGUUGUAGAGCUCUGUCGAUCCACGAGAAGUGAGAAUGGAGGCUUGCUAGGUGUUGAAGAGUGUCGGAAACAGGUUGGCAAAGGGAAAGCCAUCGGGAGCGGCUUGGAGGUCACUGAGUACGGCUUCAACCUCUUUCUCAUUCAUUCGGACUGUGUUAACUGUCUUUUGAUGUACAGUGACGACGUUCUCCGCGCUGUGAAAUCACUUGGACCCCUUGGGUCUGGGUUCUCCAUUGUGCAAGUAGGGAGCAAGCAAUACAUCCGCUCUAUCCCCAAGGAGUUGAACACAGAUCAGGCCACAGUCCUCGAGGCAAUCCAGAUACUGGGCUAUGUCAGCGUAUCCAUGUUGCAGUUGAACUUGAACUGGGAAAAGGCCCGCGCACAAACUGUCAUUGAUGACCUUGUAGCAGACGGCCUAGUUUGGGUGGACGCGCAGGGCGAAGAGAAUGAAUACUGGUCGCCCCAGAAUCUCCUUGAUGACAGCGGAUGA